GCACGAUCUCUAACGCUCGCCGGUAAGUCUGCCGCGAGCGGACAUUAGUCAGGCAGCACUGCCUGCGAUGUUUUACGAUCGCCUCUCGGUUAUGUCAAGGGGGGAAAGACUCUGAGGUCGUUUGUCCGAGGAGAGGAGAUUGGUGUCUUCUCUUGCGACCUGGGCUCCGUUUCCUCCUCGCCCACGACGUACUCUGCCGUCUGGUCGUCGCCAUCGCUGUGUUAAGGUGAGAAGCUGAACGAGAAAGCAAUCGUGGCUUCUGCGGAUUGAAAGGGGGUGGGCAAGCGGAGGCUGUGAAGUUUAAUAUACUACACACACACACACACACACACACACACACACGCACACACACACAAGAGAAAGCAAUCGCGGCUUCUGCAGAUUGAGCGGGGUUGGGCAAGAGGAGGCUGUAGUUCAGUCUCCUCAGUGUACUUUAGGGAUAAGAUAGACACACACACACACACACACACACACACACACACACACACACACACACACACACACACACACACACAAGUGGAUGGCAGGACAGAAAAGACGUAUUAUAUAAUCUGGUUUGAUAUCUGAGAUUAGAUUCGAUUGGGUAAGUAUAGUUAGGAUUAGAUUCGAUCAGACUAUAGAGUGCAUAAACAGGAUACUAGAUUGUCCUCUCAGUGCUUCUUACCGAAAUAGAGAGACCAUUCGUUCGCCUCCUCAGGGACGCCGCACUGCAAGCGUAUUACUUCGUUUUAGAUUAGAUUAGAUUAGAUCAGAUUUGAUUAGAUUCGAUUGGAUUAGGUCCGAUAAUUCAGGAGUCGAACAGAAACAGAGGGUCGAGAUGGGGAUCAUAAUGACCAUUCUGGACACUGCUCAGAAGACUAAGGAUAUGGCGGAGUUCGCCGGCCGACAUGUAUGCAUCACUGCUGAGACCAUUUUGCCUGAGCCUUUGAGCGGCCUGCUAACCCGUCUACGACAGAUGAGUUACAUGCAGUGGUUUUUGCUGGGAAUGGGCGGGUUAAUGUUUGUAAUCACGGCGCCUCCGGUGAUGAUCUUCACCGGCGUUUCCACUGCUCUCGCCGUCCCUGUGCUUAGCUUCACCUCUCCUAUUUGGCUCCCCUUUGUCCUCUUCCUUCUCUUCGUAACCUUCCCGCUCUGGGGUUCUGUCCUUGGCAUCCUCGCCAUCUUCCGUAACGUCGGUCGGGUCAAAGAUAAGCUCCUGUCCGCGUUGACCGACGUGCAGGAGGUAUCCCCUCAGCCAAUCAAGGGUUUGCUGAGAUGGUAUCGCAGUCUGAGUUACACGGGUGAGGCGAUGGUCGUGAUGGGCAUAGUGACGGCGGCGCUGCUCGGAGUCGGCGCGGUUCUGCUUGUCGGUACCCCGACCGUCGUGGUCGGAGGUGGGCUGCUGCUCCUCUUCUCGCCUCUCCUCUUGUUGACGUCGCCGCUUUGGAUUCCCGUCGUGCUCUUCUUCCUGACCAUGGCGGGCGUCGUCCUCGGCGGCGGCGCGCUCGCCGUGGCUAUGGCUGUCGUCGGCUACUGGGUGUACCGGUACAACAAAGGGCCGAUGCCACUGGGAGGCGGGAUGGUGCUCAAGCUUCAGGAGAGGAUGAAAAACACCAUGCAGAAGACGAAGGAGGUGGCUAUGGAGAAAGGGCCGCAGAUGCUCGAGGAGGCGAAAGCCAAGGCGGAAAAGGUGACAGGGUAGACCUUCGGAUGCAUUGGAUGAUGGGCGCCCUCAGGCUUGCUCGUCUACAAUUAUGUGUGACAACAAUGUGGGCAAACGAAUUUAGGAGUUUAUCGUAUAAGUAGGUACUAGUGGACUAUUAGGAUAUGUGACAAGUGAAGUCGAUAGUACUGUGAUAGUAGUUACUGAGUGAAUUUCCCUUCUCAGAUUGUCCGGACCAUCCGGGGGAGUCGCGCGGUCAGCAUUUGAGAGAAAUAAUUUGAAUUUCGGAGAGUUUAUGUGAUCUGAUCGUCGGACGACGGACAUUAACGAACGUGCAAUUUGGAGGGUUGACCGAUAACGAAUUGUCCAAUUUGGAGGGUUGACCGAUAACGAAUUGUCCAAUUUGGAGGGCUGACCGAUCGACCGAUCCACGGGUGAGAAUCCUUUAGAUGAUGUGUGUUUCUCGAUAAUCGUCUCUUACUGAUCUCUGUGCAUGAAGAAGAUCACGGUGAGCUCCGUUGCACGCAUUGUGGACAUCUUCGGCUUUGGGAGAAGGGGUUUUUCUUCAACGUUCUUGUGCAACGAUCGUCUUUUACGUAUUAUUUUGUUUGUCGUCGUCUUGUCGAACCGCUUGUCGAUCGAGAGGAGGAGGAGAAGGUGGAUGCUUGAACGAGUUGCUCAAGCUGCGGGCAAGGUGCAUGGACUCCAUGGACAGCAGCAAUCGAAGGCAGUUGUCGCCGGUCAACCAUUACAGAGCGGUUGACGGUCAACGGUCAACGGUCCAGUCAGGGGUGUUUGGGGUGACCAAAAGGUGUUAACGGUCAAAGCUUGUUUGUGGUCAACGAACGGUCAACGGUCGGUGAUCUGCCUUGUUUGCCCAUAUGAUGACAAGAGCAUGGAUGCUUUGAAUGAAGUGGUGGGCAAGGUGUGGUCAACGUGCCUUGAGAGCACUAAAUCAAAAAUGGAAUCGGAGGCCGCGGUCAACGAUGGAUGGGCGGUUAGGUCAAAAAUUGUUGAUGGUCGAAGGUCAACGGUCAAAGGUCGGCGCUCCGCCUGUUUACCCAUGAGAAUAGCGUGGAUGCUUGAAUGAAUUGUUGUUGGGGAAGGUGCGGUCAAGGUAGGUGCCUCGAGAUCAUCAAUCAAUCAAUCAAUCAUAAUGACCUUUAGAGGUCAACGAUUGACGGUUGGUCAGCGAUUUCUCAACGAAUAAAGAGCGGUCGAAGCCGACUCAAAGCGUGCAAUCCCGGUCAACGGUCAACGGUCAACGAUUGGUCAUCUGUAUACCGAUGAGUGGUGGAGCGCUGUGGUGCAUGAGCAUGAGGCAGCUUUUAUUUGGCAAAUAAAAGCCGUCGUCACUGUAGACCCGAAGCGUGCAAUUCCGGUCAACGGUCAACGGUCAGCAAAGAGUUUAAGUACAGUGACGACGGCGGACUCGGGCGGAGGGGCCUUAGAUCGUUGGCGAUUAGCUGGCUACGCGUAGCAGGCUAUUAAAGUCGCGUGUGUGAAGGACACGUGUAGACCCGUCGGAGCACGGGGAUAUCAGUGUUUGGCGUGGAGAAAAAAAAAAGAAACAAGUAGAAAUUUGCUUGAUGAAAAAGAGUUAUGUCUGAAAAGAAACCGUUCCAUGAAAGUCUGUUUAGAGAGGGAAAACAAAUUCUGCCUAGAAUU
Molecule: messenger RNA, 3310 nt
Organism: Chara braunii
Lineage: Eukaryota; Viridiplantae; Streptophyta; Charophyceae; Charales; Characeae
Source: the annotation of a GenBank genome assembly